UUUGCCCAUCACACACACACUCUCUCUCUAGCUUUUUACAUUUUUACCCUCGUCUUUCUCCCUCUGCUCCCAACCCCCACUCACUAGAAAAGGACAGUAUCCCCUCGUCCACCCCUCUAGCUGAGCUCAAGCCUCCACAAGUUUCAUUGCACAAAGAAACGAGCGAGAGCGAGAGGGAAAGGAGAACACACAGCCCUCUUUGUCACUCGUCUGCAACAACCUUGCAAGAGAUCGAGAGUGUGUGAUCGAUCGAUCCAUGGAGCUCUUCCCCUCCCAGCCGGACCUCUCCCUCCAGAUCGGCCUCCCCGCAAGCGCCACGCCCCACGACCACCACCACCACCACGGCGCCACCGCCCUCAGCGCCAGGUUCCUCGCGGCAGCAGCCGCAGGCGGUGGCGGCAGCAACGGAGUCGUUCCUGGCGGCAACCCGGCGGCGUCCAUGGCGCCGUCGUCGCUGCAGCUGCCCAUGCCCAUGCCGCUGCCGCUGCCGGUGCAGCUGCCGAUGCCCGUGCCCCCCAACGCCGCCGCCGCCGCCGGGGCGGGCGGCGGCCUGUACUACCACCCCGACACCGCUGCGGCCGCCGCCAUGCUCCGGCCCAUCCGCGGGAUGCCGCUGUACCAGCACCCGCACACGCACGCGGUGCCGCCGCCGACGUUCCCGCCGCCGCACGCGGCGGGGGCGGGGGCUGGCCCGUGCUUCUGCGAGCCCUGCCACGUCGCCGCGGGCGCCUGGCGCCGCGCCGGGUGCGGCGUCGGGGCGCGCGUCGCCGGGUUGGGUUUCCCCCCGGCCAAGCGCGCCGCCAGGGCGCCGCGCAUGCGCUGGACGUCCACGCUCCACGCGCGCUUCGUCCACGCCGUCGAGCUCCUCGGCGGACACGAAAGGGCAACUCCCAAGUCAGUUCUUGAGCUCAUGGACGUCAAGGAUCUCACCCUGGCUCAUGUCAAGUCUCACUUGCAGAUGUACAGGACCGUGAAGAACACCGAAAGGCCGGCAGCUUCGUCAGAUCAAGCUGAUGGGUUCGAGAACGGGUCGGCCGGCGAGAUCUGCGACGACAACUCUUCGCUCGAUCUGCACGGCAGCGCCGGCAGGCCAGAGUCGGCGGCGGCUCGGCAUGGAAGGUUAGCUGCCUGUAACGAUCAUGGGAGCAGCACCGGCGCUCAUGGUGCCCUCUGGAAUAGCUCCUCAAGGGAAGACUGGACCGGCUUUCCCAGCGACUCCAACACCGGGAGCAUGAGCAUGCACUCUCGAUCUCUCAAGGAUCAGACGAUGCAUUCCAAGAGCCUGGAGAUCCUCUCGGACAUGAACUCCUCCUGCGUGUCGGAGACGACGUCGUGUGCCAGCGAGUUGAACCUGGAGUUCACCCUAGGCCCACGCAUCAGGCACUAGUAGCAUGCAACCAGAGGUCAUCCACGGCGGCGACAAGCAGGAUCGGAGGAUUAGCUAGGCUAUGAGGGUUGCUUUGCUUUGCAUGUGUUCAUGGGAUAUGAUCGUGUUAAGAUGGAUGCAUUGAUGGUCCCAGAGAGAGAGAGGCACCAUAUAUGCAUCUUUCACUGUUAAAAGGAGGCCAUGGACAGACAGCAGCAGCCAGGAAAAAGGAUUAAAGGUGUAGCAUCAGCAGCAGCUAGGUAGUGGUAGUGGUAGUGGUAGAGGUGAGGUGAUCGAUCGAUCGAAAGCUAGCUAGCUAACAGCGCUGCAAUGUGUGUAAUGGAUGAUGGAGUAGUUGUUAGAUCGACCGCGUUUAGGAUCGGAGGAUCUGUUGUUUAAAGGGCUUUUUGCAGCAACAAUGCAUGCAUGCAUGAGCUUGCAUUGCAUUUGCUAGGGGCCGGAGUACGUCCAAAGGAAAAAAGAGGGUGACCUGUGUUGUUGCUUUCUCCUGCAUCCGUCACAUGCCCUUGAGCGCUCCAUUUGCAUUGCUGUGAGCUCCGCUUUUCUCUUUGUGAGAUGGGAUAACACGAUCAUCAAAUCCGUGCAAUAUAUGCUUAUUAUUGCUCCUGGAAAAA
This is a messenger RNA of Sorghum bicolor (sorghum), 2001 nucleotides long. Its product is annotated as probable transcription factor KAN2. The transcript has 6 exons. Gene Ontology annotation, molecular function: transcription cis-regulatory region binding. Bases 257 to 1387 code for a protein of 376 amino acids. Gene Ontology annotation, biological process: regulation of DNA-templated transcription; abaxial cell fate specification. Gene Ontology annotation, cellular component: nucleus. The record is from RefSeq and is a predicted model, not a curated record. Lineage: Eukaryota; Viridiplantae; Streptophyta; Magnoliopsida; Poales; Poaceae.